Molecule: messenger RNA, 3866 nt
Organism: Amphiprion ocellaris (clown anemonefish)
Lineage: Eukaryota; Metazoa; Chordata; Actinopteri; Pomacentridae
Exons: 8
Coding region: 1404-2927 (507 amino acids)
Source: RefSeq, a predicted model, not a curated record
UUUUUGUAAUAGACAGUCAAGUCAUGUCUACAACAUUUAGAUAUUUAAUUAUUGUGAAAUACAUUUGUCAGAUUUGAUUUUGAGUGAAACAGUUAAAAAACAAUCUUUUAAGUGAUCCUGUUUUUUUUCCUGAGUUUUGUGUAUUUGCCCAGUAGCAAAUGACAGUCGUUUAUUUGAAAUGAGGCGGGCUUUAUGUGGUGAUUGACAGGGCAGCACCACUGAAGCAUCUUUGUAAACAAAUAUGGCAGCCGCCAUCAGAACGGAAAUGAACGAACUGGACGCUCUAUAUUGUAUUUUUAGAAGGACAAACAGCUGCUCGCACGGCUUUUGUUCACAGGAAAUAUGUGUGUGACAUGGGGGAAAAUAAAUUAUAGUAAAUGUAAACUGAAGUCACAGUUUUACUGCUGGUUGGGGUUGAACGUAUGAUUUCUAAACUAACGUGAGCUAAAAGUCCUCCUUAGCUGUUUGUGAUUUGUUGUCUUACUAUCCAAUCCCAUACAGACACAUGCUAGUCUGCUACUAAAUCCGAAAAAGUAUCUAACAAUUCAAGGCUAGGAUGAAUAAGCAAUAAAUGAUUUACUCUGUUUUUUAGAUAUUAUCAUAUGUAGUAUUGUAAUAUUCACAUACAUAUUUUAUAUUUUUCCACAUGUUUUAAGAAUAUUUGACAGAUGAAUAAAAUAAUAAUAGUAACAGUAACAGCCUUACCGUUUUGAUGUCAGUGUCCUCCCGCUCCGUGAUCUGCUGCUGCUUCCAUUGUCAAGGUGUUCAGAGUGGCUUCUUCGAAUGUGAUACCAAAGAGAGUUGUAAACUCGAUACUCUUUGACACAACCAUCAAUCCCGCAAAUGACACGAAAAUCUGGACUACGGCUAUGUGCAGAAUUAAUAUGACUCAGUAAAGAUUUGAGGGUUAGACCCACAAAAACAAAGCAAAUAACACAGCGCCAAAUCAUUUUCUGUACCCUUGUCUGAACUAAGCUGCCCGGCUUUUUGUCCCAUGAUGAACCGCGUUUUUUCCCGUGAACCCAAGAUUAUAUGGUUUAGUCCAUUAGGGGGUAAGACGGGCUUCUUAUCAUAAUUGUGUGCCUGCGAUAAAUAAUCAUACCCUACAUGACAUGUGUACGUAGAUAAAUAUUGACUGUAAUCUAAUUAAACAGUCUUACUCAUUAAAAUUUACUUGGGGAAAUGCAAAGUAUUUUUUUCGGCUGAUGACAUCCCCCCCCCACCCGCCUUUCUGGAGAAGAUGGUAUAGUCCAAUGUACUGCGCGCCCGGAGGAGAAGACCGUUACCGAAAAAAACGAGAAGAGCGCCGAGUGGAACAUGCAUAUGGGCAAGCAACGCAAACUGCUGCUGUUUUCAGGAUUGUUUGGUGAGUUCCAGUUUGUGGAUUCAAGUGAAGUCAAGCUAUGGAUACACUGGAUGAAAUUACAACCGCCACACUUAAAGAUGCAAAUAUUGGAGAAGACAUACUGCCUUCACUCUCCAGAGAUGACAUCAAAGAUCUGUUUCCUGGUCCUCAAAAUUUCCUCAGGCGUCGGGCUCUAUGGCUUGUGGUAAAUAAACAAGAGGAAGAGACUCAUGCUGAGAAAGUACCACCAUCAACCACUAGAGCCAGUGACCUCUCCCAAGAGGAGCCCAACACUUCGAAGUUUGUGACGAUAUCCAACCCAGAAUAUAUAGUCUUCACAGACAGUGAGCUUGAACAAGCACGGCGCUACUACUUUGAGCAGAAACGACUGGGGACAGACCACGUUGAGCCUUUAUCAAAGGACCUCUUCUGCCGACUCAUCAGAAACACAAUGACUAACAUGAUUUCAAUAGCAAGAGCCACUGAGGACUUCAGAUACCCCAGCAAACAUGAGGUGAAUGCUAUGGCGAAGCGAUUGGUGGAGUACUACCCGAUGAUAACAGGAAGGUGUGGUGAAUGGGAGCACGUUGCUAAAAAGCUCAUGAAGAGACUCUCAAAUGUCAAAAGUCCAAGAAAGGCUAAGGGCCCUCCUUCCAAGAAGCCACGACAGGAUGGGGAUGCAGAUGCUGCAACAACUGACUACGAUGGAGAUUCCAGUGGAUCAACUAUUAUUUUAUCACCUGCUCGAGCCAGCACCCCAGUGGAACAACAGGGUAGCAGUGAUGAAGCAUCUCCUUCAACUGACUUCUACAGCAGCCAGAAAACCCAGGCAAGACACUACAAGACUCUCCAACAAUUGUACAAGACCAAGAAGCCGAACAAAGCUGCAGUGACCCAACUAAUGGACCUGGAGUUUCAGUCUAGAAGACUCUUCAUAGACUCCGAUGCUGUAAAGGAACAAGACAGACCAACAAAGAUUCUCGAAGCUUACCCAUGUUUCAGAGAAGUGGAUCAUGUUUUGGAUGAAUUGCGGAGAAUUAUUCAACCAUCCAAUUCCCGGUACAUCUCUGAGAUGAAGGAAAGAUGGGAAAACUUCUACUCAAAGGUGCAGUUCUAUGGUGUGAUGAAAAAACUCGUGAAGCCUCCAAACACAUUGAAUGGAGUGGAGCAUGCCACAGCUGUAUUCAGAGCCCUGCCACAGCUCUUCCCAUCCAGCACUGUGCCUCCUAAGAAGUUGGGUGCCAGCAGUGAGGCUCUUUUCCAUGUCCUUACGACUUCAGAAGACCCUGAUUGUUUCCUGCGCCAGCGACCUCUGUCUUGUCCAUUUGUGCUUGUCUCUGAAGACAACUGCAUGAUCGCCGUGGGAAGCACACCAGUGACUACGUUCGACCGGGAGGAUCUUUAUGAGGGACUGCUCUAUGUCAUGGCAUAUUAUUAUGCCCUCCACCUCACGUACCCAAAGUGUAUUUCCACACUACUGUCUGUACUGCAAACUGAAAUUCUUCAAGAUUCCAUCCAUGACCGAGAUUCAACCCCCUCCUACAAAAAAGCUCUUGCUGAGUGGAAGUCAUUCAUUGAGUGAGUUUGUCUUUUCUUGUUUUUUCCUUCUCUAUGCCAUGAAGGUGUUUCAAAAAAAGUUAGUCAAAUGUUAGCCACAUGUUUGUUGGUGUCAUUUUAAAUUAGUUCUUCUGAGAUACUUUGCAAACCAGCAGUGGGAAUGUCUUUUCUUUUAACAUACAUAUGGUGCUGGAAUCCUUUUUGACACUGGCAGCUAGAAUGUUACAUAAUUGUUAUGUUGCUAGAAUAAUGGAAUACACACUUUUUGACAGUUGCAGUGUUGUAUCCUGUUAAAAUAUCUGGAAUAAGUACUUGUGACUGACAACGUUGUACUGUAUAGUACUAUGUUAAAGUAGUUGGAAAAUGCACUUCUUGAGAGUGGCAGUUGGAUUUAUUAUGCAGUUGUUGGACUUGAGUGAUGUCAAACUCAGCUGUCCUGAUUUGCUUUAGUAAAAAAUGAAUAAAUGAAGAAUGCUUCUGGUGACUUAAUUUAAGAAAAAGUAGCUUGUUUGUCGUAUCCUUUUGGAAGAAAUUGUGUCUUAUACUAAGCUACUUUUAGCUAAUUAUUAUUCUUAUUGUUGAGGUAUAAUUUCUCAAAAUCAGUUCAAUCAAGAAUGAAAAUGUUCUGUUUCAAGAAAAUUUGUCCUAUUGUAAGCUUUUUUUAUUAACUGAAAAUCUUAAUUAAGGUAUAAAUUCUUAAGUUAAGUAAAACAUUCUUAAAGUCAGCUUCAUCAAGACAGCACAACACUUAUUUUAAGUAAAUAUUUCCUACAUAAUAGAGUUUAUUUGCUUGUUACAAGCAAAUUUUUUUUACAUUUUGGACAAUUUUUUCUAGUUUUAAGACACAAUAUGGUCUUAAAGUGACUAGAUUUAUAGUCUAGUUUUAAGAAUUCUAGCCAAGUAAAUUUUGCUUACCCCAUUGGCAGAUUUUUUUGCUCAAAACAAGAAAAUUUGACCAGAUUUA